Molecule: messenger RNA, 961 nt
Organism: Solenopsis invicta (red fire ant)
Lineage: Eukaryota; Metazoa; Arthropoda; Insecta; Hymenoptera; Formicidae
Exons: 3
Coding region: 201-536 (111 amino acids)
Source: RefSeq, a predicted model, not a curated record
CGCGAAAAACCGGACCCAUCUAACAACAUUGCAGUUGGAACAGAAUAAAUCGAGACUCACGACACAAGUUUUAUCUUGUAUCAUUUUUCCCAAACCUUGAGUAAUUUCGACGUCGUCAGCAAAUCUCUCACACCGCGUUUGCGCCAAUCCAUCAUCAAAGAGCUAGUUUUUGUGAUUCAAAAAGUCCAUCGAGUGAAAUCAUGAUUGACGACGUAUUAUUAUUGGUAUUAUUGGUAUUAUUGGUAUUAUUAUUCACCAUUGCGUAUAAAAGGAUAACAGGUUUUCAUCCAAAGAACCAAGUUUACCAAAAGGUCUGCAACCACUCGAAAGAACAUCCUCGCAAAAGAAUUACAAUCGUACAUGAUCAAGAUAGAAGAUCGCUUGAGUCUGAUUCAAAGAGCGAGAAAUCCAAUAAAUCCGCCGACGCCGCCGUUACCACUAUCUCCACCGCCACCACCGCCGUCGCCGCCGUCGCCGCCGUCGCCGUCGUCACCGCCUGCGCCCUUCGCCUCACGCAAAAUCCGCGGAAAAAAUAAUAAAAAUAAAAUCUUUUUUAAAACUUACCACCCCCGCCGCCGCCGCCACCUGCUACUGUCACUAUUGUUCCAUAUGAUGAUGACGAUAAUGACAAAUGGUAUGUCAUACCAGAUUCAACAACAAUGUUAUUUGGGGACAUUGACGGGUAUUCUUUUUACAUUUUAUAGUUUUAUAUGUACGAAGCAAUAUGUCUUUAUAAGUAUUAUUUACUAUACGUAUUUUGUAUUAAUAAGUACUACAUAUUUUUCAUUAAACAUAUUUUUUGUAAUUUCUUUCUUACGCGUACUUUUAUAUCAAAUGUCUUUAUAACUGUUAUACUUCACAUUGCGUAUGCGAUGUCUUAUAAUUCUUAUACACGUUUACAAAUUUGAUAAUUGUAUACCGAGGACAAAGGCAGAAUAAAGGAAAAAAGUAUUUAUAAUUA